CCCUCAGACGGAGGCGGCACCGAUCCAGGCGUCAGCUGAGAACUGACAGCGGUGCAGUUGACCUUCGACGCCGGCAGCACGUAGACGGCGGGGUCGGUGGGAUCUGGGAAGACGUUACCUCAAUAAACUACAUCCUUCAGGGCCCACCCUAUGGAAUCAGAAUGGAAGCUCAAGGUGGAAACUCCCUCAGCUGUGGGACAAUCUGUCUAAAAUAUCUACUUUUUCUCUUUAAUAUUCUUUUUUGGCUGGCAGGCGGCACCGUGCUGGCAGUGGGAGUGUGGACUAUGGUGGGAAAGAGCGACUACAUCAGUUUAUUGAACGCCAGCUCCUACUCGGUCUCAGCUUGUCUCCUGAUAGCUGCCGGGGUCAUCGUGAUAGUGACCGGGAUCAUCGGAUGCUGUGCCACCCUGAAGGAGAUGAGGAGUCUUCUGGUCGUGUAUUUGGUCUUGUUGCUCUGUAUCUUCCUGCUGGAAAUCAUUGCUGGUGUUCUGGCUUACAUUACCUACCAAGAGUGUUUCCCUUUCUGCUAUCAGCUGGACAUGGAGCUGAGACAGAAUCUGAAGGUGACAAUGCAGCAGAAAUACCAGCAGCCAGGGGAGGAGAGCAUCACACAGGCCGUGGAUAAACUUCAGCAGGAGUUUCAGUGUUGCGGCAGUCAUAACUCCUCCGACUGGAGCAACAGUGUGUGGAUCCAGUCCGCAGGGAACGAGCGGCUUGUUCCAGAUAGCUGCUGUAAAAGUCCCAGUGACCUCUGCGGGCUCAGGGACCACCCCUCCAACAUCUACAAGGUGGAGGGAGGCUGCAUUAUGAAAUUAGAGGAGUUCAUCCUGAGUCAGUUGUACAUUAUCGGCGCAGUGGGCAUUGGGAUUGCGUUCCUCCAGCUCGUGGGGAUGAUGUUUACCUGCUGCCUUUAUCAAAAUUUGAAAGAGGACCCCUACUGAUUUGUUACUUUGUUUUAAUAUGCUAGAUUUACAGCUUCAAAAUUUGUAAAAUAUUAGCUUGUUAUCAGCCAAGUUAUUCAUACAAAUCUGCAUGCUGUAAAGAUGGUAACUUAAAUUAUGAAAUGAUACAUUUCCUAUAAGACCUGCACACUACAGAUGCAUUGAUGCUGCUGCGCAGCAAUGUUCUAUUCUGAAAAACAGCAUUGCAUGCUUUGAUUUUUGUUUAUAUCUUUUAUAUUAAGAUUAUGAUGUUUGAAUUAACAAAACACAUUUAAAGAGCAGAGAAAUAUGGGAAUGCUUUGGCUACAUUUGCAAUAGUUUUCCAUGUGUUUUUGGUUUAUCUAUUUCAUGCAUCACCAUGUUAAUCAAAGUUGUAA
Messenger RNA from Pungitius pungitius (ninespine stickleback), 1318 nucleotides. RefSeq names its product CD151 molecule (gene cd151). Bases 162 to 941 code for a protein of 259 amino acids. The transcript has 9 exons. Gene Ontology annotation, cellular component: plasma membrane. NCBI's taxonomy places the organism in Eukaryota, Metazoa, Chordata, Actinopteri, Perciformes, Gasterosteidae. The record is from RefSeq and is a predicted model, not a curated record. Gene Ontology annotation, biological process: cell migration.